This is a messenger RNA of Hemisphaericaspora subhashii, 4476 nucleotides long. RefSeq names its product Cdr3p (gene CDR3). NCBI's taxonomy places the organism in Eukaryota, Fungi, Ascomycota, Pichiomycetes, Serinales, Debaryomycetaceae. The transcript has a single exon. Gene Ontology annotation, cellular component: membrane. The coding region runs from base 1 to 4476 and encodes 1491 amino acids. Gene Ontology annotation, molecular function: ATP hydrolysis activity; ABC-type transporter activity; ATP binding. The record is from RefSeq and is a predicted model, not a curated record. Gene Ontology annotation, biological process: xenobiotic detoxification by transmembrane export across the plasma membrane.
AUGUCAUCGAAUAACCAUCGUCAUCUGGAUGGCCAUCCUUACAGGGGCUACUACUCAGCUUUUCAAAAAGAUACGUCCACAAAUAUCCUUUCUGUCGCAAAGCGCAUAACUCAAGAUGAGAAGAUAUACAGAACUGAUACCCAAAGUGUAUUUUCAGAGUGUGGUCAGUCAAUUGGAGUGAACCCAAUCACAGAUAAAAGGGACCCCACACUAGAUCCUGAAUCACCUCAUUUCAAUUCGAAACGUUGGGUUCGCAAUAUGUGGCACCUAUAUCAAUCAGAUUCAGACUAUUAUAAACCAAACAAAUUGGGUGUGGCUUAUAAAAACUUGAGGGUCUAUGGGAACGCCAUAGAAAGUGAUUAUCAAACUACUGUGUCCAAUGGUGUUCUCAAAUAUGCUUCCAAAUUCUUCAAUUAUUUCAGGGCUUCGAAUGAUGAACUUCUGUUUGAUAUUUUAAAACCAAUGGAAGGUUUAAUCAGACCGGGUGAAGUUACAGUAGUUUUGGGGAGACCUGGUGCUGGUUGUUCAACCUUUUUGAAAACAAUUGCUUGUCAUACUGAUGGAUUUGAAGUUGCUGAUGGAUCAAUAAUUUCUUAUGAUGGUAUAACCCCAGAAGAAAUACGAAAACACUUGAGAGGAGAAAUUGUAUAUUGUGCUGAAACUGAAACUCAUUUUCCAAAUUUGACUGUUGGUCAAACUCUAGAAUUUGCUGCAUUGAUGAAGACACCAAGAAACAGACCUGCUGGUUCCUCUCGAGAAGAAUAUGCGAAGCAUAUUGUUGAUGUUGUUUUGGCCACUUAUGGAUUAAGUCACACUAGAAAUACUAAAGUUGGGAAUGAUUUUAUUAGGGGAGUUUCUGGUGGUGAAAGAAAGCGGGUCUCUCUUGCCGAAGUCUCAUUGGUUCAAUCCUCAUUGCAAUGUUGGGACAAUUCCACACGUGGGUUGGAUGCUGCCACAGCCUUAGAAUUCAUUUCGUCAUUGAAAACAUCAGCAUCUAUCUUGAAUGAUACUCCAUUAAUUGCCAUUUAUCAAUGUUCACAAGAUGCUUUUGAUUUAUUUGAUAAAGUGAUUGUUUUAUAUGAAGGUUAUCAAAUAUUUUUCGGCUCCGCUUCCCGCGCUGCACAAUAUUUUAAAAGAAUGGGAUUUGCUUGUUCUGAACGUCAAACCAUUCCUGAUUUCUUAACAUCAAUCACCAAUCCUGCUGAGAGAUUCGUACGACCAGGAUAUGAAAAAUUAGUCCCUACUACUCCUAAGGAAUUCUACAGAUGUUGGAGAAGAUCACCAGAAAGAGAAGCACUCUUGGAAGAGAUAGAUGAUUAUUUGGAAAAUUGUGAAACCUUCGAAACAAAGAAGAAGGUCUAUGAAGCCAAGAAAGCCAAACAAUCAAAGCAUGCCAUGUCAAGAUCCCCUUAUGUGGUUUCAUUAUCCAAGCAAGUUAGAUAUAUCAUUAGAAGAGAAUAUCAAAGAUUAAGAGGAGAUUGGUUGGUUCCAGUACUUACUAUUCUUGGUAACGUUGCAAUGAGUUUGAUCUUAUCAUCAGUGUUUUUUAGAUUAAAGCCAGUGACAUCUUCAUUCUUUUACAGAACUGCUGUGAUGUAUUUCUCACUUGUCUUCAAUUCAUAUUCGUCAGUGUUGGAAAUUUAUGCCAUUUAUCAAAGUAGACCAGUUAUACAGAAACAUCGACAAUAUGCUUUAUACCCACCUUCAGCACAUGCAAUUGGUUCCAUAAUUUGUGAUUUCCCAUUAAAGAUAAUUGCCAGUAUUUGUUUCAACGUCACUCUAUACAUGAUGGUCAAUUUCAAACGAGAGCUUGGUGCAUUUUUAUUUUUCUUGUUAAUCAAUUUAAUGGCAACAUUAUUCAUGUCUCAUUUAUUUCGUACAAUUGGAGCAUUUACCAAAUCAUUAUCAGAAGCUAUGACACCAUCCUCACUUAUGUUAUAUGCAUUGGCUACUUUUACCGGUUUUGCAAUCCCAACACCAUAUAUGUUGGAUUGGUGUCGUUGGAUCAGAUACGUCAAUCCAAUGGCAUAUGCAUUUGAAGCUUUAAUUGCAAAUGAAUUUCAUGGAAGAGAAUUUGCGUGUGAUAUGAUGAUACCCAGUGGAUUCCCUUAUCCAAGAUCAGGAAAAUCCGUUGCUUGUGCAACUUUGGGUGCUGUUCCAGGAUCGAAUCGUGUUUCGGGUGAUGCUUUCAUUGCUGCUGCGUAUGGCUUUUCAUGGGAUAAUGCUUGGAGAAACUUUUUCAUUCUUGUUGGAUUUGUUGUGUUUUUAUUUUUCACUACUUUAAUCUGUAUGGAAUACAAUCGUGAUGCUGUCCAGAAGGGAGAAAUAUUGGUAUUUAAGAAGGACGAUAUUAGGAGGAGAAAAGCAUUGUUCAAUGAUUUGGAAAGUGGUGAAAGGGAAUAUAGGGAACAUAAGAGAUCCAGUCAUUUUGAAUCCGAUUCACAAUUUUCUGGAUAUUCCACAAGUUUAACGACUAGGAAAUUAUUGGAUAAUGAAAACAUAUUUCAUUGGAGGAAUUUAUCAUAUUCAUUAAAAAUCAAGUCGGAAACAAGAACCAUUUUGAAUAAUGUAGAUGGAUGGGUCAAACCGGGUGAAGUUACUGCAUUAAUGGGUGCAUCAGGAGCUGGUAAGACUACGUUAUUAAAUGCAUUAAGUGAUCGAUUGACAACGGGUAUCAUUACAUCUGGUGAACGAAUGGUAAAUGGUGGUCCAUUAGAUAAUUCAUUCCAGAGGUCUAUUGGUUAUGUUCAACAACAAGAUUUGCAUUUGGAAACUUCUACAGUUAGAGAAGCUUUAAGAUUUUCAGCAUAUCUUAGACAACCAGAAGAUGUUAGCAAGUUUGAAAAGGAAACAUAUGUCGAAAAAAUUAUCGACUUGCUUGAAAUGAGAUCGUGGGCAGAUGCAAUAGUUGGAGUUCCAGGAGAAGGUUUGAAUGUUGAACAGAGGAAGAGGUUAACCAUUGGUGUCGAAUUGGCUGCUAAACCCAGACUCUUGAUUUUCUUAGAUGAACCGACUUCUGGUUUAGAUUCUCAAACAGCAUGGUCCAUUUGCAAAUUAAUCAGAAAGUUAGCCGAUCAUGGUCAAGCCAUUUUAUGUACAAUCCAUCAACCAUCAGCAGUAUUAUUAGAAGAAUUUGAUAGGCUUUUAUUUUUACAAGCUGGUGGUGAAACAGUUUACUUUGGUGAAUUUGGAUAUAAUUGUGAAACCCUCAUUCGAUAUUUUGAAAAGAACGGUGCACCAAGAUGUCCUCCUGAUGCAAAUCCAGCUGAAUGGAUGUUACACGUUAUUGGGGCUGCUCCUGGUUCUACAGCAAACCAAGAUUAUUUCCAGGUAUGGAGAAAUUCAGUUGAAUAUGAGAAAGUUCAAAAUGAGCUUGAUCGUAUAGAAUCAGCCUCAAUUAUGUCCAAACCAAUUGAUCCAGAAUCUUCCAAGACCUAUGCAUCCCCAUUGAGAAAGCAAUAUGUUAUUGUGCUUAAGAGAUUAUUUGAACAGUAUUGGAGAACUCCUUCAUAUAUCUAUUCCAAGUUUGCCAUGGCUAUUCUUUGUAGUGCAUUCAAUGGUUUCACUUUUUUCAUGUCAAGUAAUUCAAUUCAAGGUUUGAGGAAUCAACUGCUUUCAGUAUUUAUGAUGUUUGUGGUAUUGACAACUUUAGCCCAACAAUAUGUUCCAUUAUUUGUGACCCAGCGAGACUUAUAUGAAGCACGAGAACGACCAUCGAGGACAUUUUCAUGGGUGGCAUUUAUUGCCGCUCAAAUAACUGCUGAAAUACCCUAUCAGAUUGUUGCUGCUGCUGUAUCGUUUGCUGUUUGGUAUUAUCCAGUAGGAUUGUUCAGAAAUGCUGUGUAUACCCAUACUGUUGUCGAGAGAGGUGCCUUUAUGUGGGUUAGUAUAACAUUGAUGUUCAUAUUCAGUUCAACAUUAGCUCAAUUGUGUAUCUCAUUCAAUCAAGUUGCUGACAAUGCAGCCAAUAUCAUUUCAUUCUUGUUGACGAUUUGUAUGACAUUCUGUGGUAUCAUCGCUACCAAAGAUUUCAUGCCACAAUUUUGGUUGUUUGUUUAUAGAGCAAAUCCUUUAACUUAUUUGGUUUCAUCUAUUAUGUCUAUUGGUAUUGCGGAUGCUCCUAUUAGGUGUGACCCCAUGGAACUUGUGAAAUUCGAACCGCAAAAUGUUGGACAAAAAUGUAAGGAUUACAUUGGUGCAUAUAUGUCAAUUGCUGGGGGAUAUUUGUUAAACCCAGAGUCAGAAGGUACUUGUCAAUAUUGUCCUUUGAGCGAGACCAAUCAAUUCCUUGCUGCUAUUCAUUCAAGUAUAGAUAAUUAUGGUCGUGAUACAGGGAUUUUUAUUGGGUUUAUUGUAUUUAAUAUGUUUGCUACCUUUGUCAUGUAUUGGCUUUUCAGAGUACCUAAAGGAAAUAGACAAAAUAAGAGGUUUAGUAUCUGGGAGUAUCUUUACACAGUUAAAGAAGAUCAUGAGUAG